AUGCAGGGAAACUCUACAGUUCUUUACCCAGUGGAUCCAGAGAGACAGACUAGUGGGUCCUACCUGAGCACUCUCCUUCCGCGGCAGUGGAAGUCGGAAUUCCGUGUAAGGCCAUGGCCUCCGAGCAAUCACCACUCGCCGCCGCCGCCGCCGCCUGCUCCCACCACCGUAAUCGAUCUCGGCGACGAUCUCCUCCGCGAAAUCUUCCUCCGCCUCCCCUCCCUCCCGAGCCUCGUCCGUGCCGCCCUCAGCUGCCGCACCUUCCUCAACGCCGUCCGCUCGUCCCCCGUCUUCCGCCGCAGCUUCCGCGCGGCCCACCCACCCCCUCUCCUCGGCUUCUUCUUCGACCCCGACGGCCCCGCCAUCCCUGCCUUCGCCCCCGUCCGCCGCCGCUCCGACCCUGACAGCGCAGCCGCCGUCCGCGGCGCCGAUUUCUUCUUCACCCGCCUCCCCGACGACGACAACGCCUCCCCUGGGUGGCUCGUAUGCGACUGCCAGGGAGGCCACGUGCUCCUCUGCAACAGAAGGACGGGACAGUUCGCCGCCUACAACCCCCUCACAGGGGCCCUGGAUCUCAUCCCUCCGACGCCCAACGAGUUCUUCGACGACGGCCACGGCCUUACCUCGCACCUCGAUUGCUUCAUCCUCGCCUCCGAAGAGGGCGACGGGCCGUUCCGCCUUGUCACUAUCUGUCACGACGAGUCGCGGGUGCGCGCCUCCGUCUUCUCGUCAGAUAGCAGGGAGUGGCGGAUCCUCCCGUGGUCUGAGGCUGUGGAGCCACUGCCUGAAGACGAACACUGGCUUAAAGUUGGCACGAUGGUGAAUGGGUCCAUCUAUUGGAUACAAGCAAAUGAAGCCGGCUUGCUCGUGCUGAACACCGCAACGCUACAAUUCUCUCAGAUGGAUCUGCCACCCUUCUUGGAAGGAAAAACUCACCUUGUGUGGCCUGGCAUGGCCAAGGACGGGAGGCUUUGUAUCGUUUGCCCAGUUGAUUUUGGUAUCCAUGUUUGGUUCUGGCGAGCCGAUGAGAAAGGCUUCGAGAGAUGGAUGCUAGACAAGAAGUUUCAGUUAGAGUUAAAGUCGAUUGUUGAGGCCACUGGGCGUUCACUAGAAGAUGUUGAGCUGCAUAUUGUGGAUACUGUCGAUGGGUUUGUGUACUUCUCUACCGGUGAAACGUUCCAUAAUGUUCACGCUCCUUCGUGGUUCCUGUCUUUGUGCAUGGAGACGGCGAAGCUGGACAAGCUCUUUGAGAAGAGAUGUGACAGCCAUGUCCGGCCCUACAUCAUGGCAUGGCCUCCCUCUUUGGUAAAUAACAAGUUGUGCCCUCUACUUGAAGGAGAAGGUGCUUGAUGGAAUUCUGGCAAGGUCUUUGUUUUAUAAAACUGGGAUCAGUAUACUGCAUCUUUUGGAAGAUUGUUGCAACUACAACAGCAUGGAUUAAAAGGGAAGGUCAGACUGUAGUUUAAGUGUAGUUUAUUGUUUAUAUGUGAUAUACCUCCGCGGCGCUUUUAUUUAACAGGAUUAAAAUCUCUUUGAAACUGGUGAAUAAACUAUUGCUCCUUGGGCACCCUGGCCCUGUUUUGUGCCCUCCAAUUCCUGUUUUACACUUUUAGGCUAGGAGGAGGAAGAUGCAAGUAGAUGGGCACUGAACAAAACUGGUGUUCUUCCAGCUCAGUCAAUGUUUGUGCCUCUGGAAAGUAGUUAGGUUUAAUUGGCCACAUAAGAAGAACCUUUGGUUUGUUAGAGCACCACUAAAAGUAGAACCUGUUUCUGGCUUGCUGUUAGGAAAAUAAUCCUAACUAAAAACAAUUUGGUUAAAAGGGUUGUGUUGGUGGUACUAAAUGAAUGUUUUGUAGCAAUGCAGAGACUGUGGAUCGUCUCUUCUUGGCCUGUGCCGUGUCUCUAAAGACAAUUUGGUUAAAAGGGUUGUGUUGGUGGUACUAAAUGAAUGUUUUGUAGCAAUGCAGAAACUGUGGAUAAUCUUUUCUUGGCCUGUGCCGUGUCUCUCUUUUGUUUGGGGGCGGGGACUUAGAGAAAUGUGUUGCUGGUUUGGCUAUGUCCCCAUGAGGCUUCUCUGAUAUUAGUGGCUGGAUCCUUCGUUUUCAUGGUAAAGAUAGACAUUUGGUAGU
Molecule: messenger RNA, 2129 nt
Organism: Triticum dicoccoides
Lineage: Eukaryota; Viridiplantae; Streptophyta; Magnoliopsida; Poales; Poaceae
Exons: 2
Coding region: 1-1350 (449 amino acids)
Molecular function (GO): protein binding
Source: RefSeq, a predicted model, not a curated record